AUGAUCCGGCUGGGCGGCCGGUGUGCGCGGUGGCCCCGCGGCGCGGCGGGCCCGGCGGGCCGUGCCCUGCGGGUGCUGCUGGACCUGGACGGCGUCUUGGCCGACUUCGAGGGCGGCUUCCUCCGCAAGUUCCGCGCCCGCUUCCCAGACCUGCCCUUCAUCGCGCUGGAGGACCGGCGCGGCUUCUGGCUGUCCGAGCAGUACGGCCGCCUGCAGCCCGGGCUGAGCGAGAAGGCCAUCAGCAUCUGGGAGUCGGAGAAUUUCUUUUUUGACCUUGAGCCUCUGCCUGGGGCUGUGGAAGCGGUGAAGCGGAUGGCCAGCCUGGAAGACACGAAUGUCUUCAUCUGCACGAGCCCCAUCAAGAUGUACAAGUACUGUCCCUACGAGAAGUAUGCCUGGGUGGAGAAGCACCUCGGCCCCGGUUUCCUGGACCAUGUGGUGCUGACUAGAGACAAGACCGUGAUCUCUGCCGACCUGCUCAUAGAUGACCGGCCAGACAUCACAGGGGCAGAGCCCAACCCCAGCUGGGAGCACGUGCUCUUCACCGCCUGCCACAACCGGCACGUCCAGCUGCUGCCCCCCCGCCGCAGGCUGCACGGCUGGACAGACCACUGGAGGGCCCUUCUGGACAGCAAGCGGCCCCGCUGA
Molecule: messenger RNA, 648 nt
Organism: Molossus molossus (Pallas's mastiff bat)
Lineage: Eukaryota; Metazoa; Chordata; Mammalia; Chiroptera; Molossidae
Gene: NT5M
Product: 5',3'-nucleotidase, mitochondrial
Exons: 5
Coding region: 1-648 (215 amino acids)
Biological process (GO): pyrimidine deoxyribonucleotide catabolic process
Molecular function (GO): 5'-nucleotidase activity
Source: RefSeq, a predicted model, not a curated record